Messenger RNA from Nymphaea colorata (pocket water lily), 2973 nucleotides. RefSeq names its product serine/threonine-protein kinase TOUSLED. The transcript has 17 exons. The record is from RefSeq and is a predicted model, not a curated record. The coding region runs from base 499 to 2580 and encodes 693 amino acids. Gene Ontology annotation, biological process: intracellular signal transduction; chromosome segregation; peptidyl-serine phosphorylation. NCBI's taxonomy places the organism in Eukaryota, Viridiplantae, Streptophyta, Magnoliopsida, Nymphaeales, Nymphaeaceae. Gene Ontology annotation, molecular function: protein serine/threonine kinase activity; ATP binding. Gene Ontology annotation, cellular component: nucleus.
GGGAAUAUUGACUCCCCUGGAAUCGCCGUAGCCGGAGAUCCCAAGCUCAAGGUCUGGCUCAUUCUCGCCGGAAACAGCCGUCAUUAUCAUUUCAUCUUGCCCGUCAUCUCCUCCGGAACCCUAAUUCGCCGGAAUCGUGGUGGGGAAUAUCGUUCCUCCCACCCUAAGAGCAAUGGUCUCAAUGCCCGAUCGGUUCUUCUUAUGCAGUUAUUUUGUUUUCCACAAAGGCACUGCUUUCCGAAAUCGGUUGCUUCUUCAAUAGCAUAACAUGGUAUCAUGCAACCAUUUAUUGGUCAGAAACCUUCGUUUCCGGUGGAUUAUCCGAGUAAACAUUGGGUCUAGUCUCUCCUAAUGGCUGAUUCCGCAUAGGGUUACGGUUCUUCCCUCUAUUGGUUUUAUCGCUCUCUCCUCUUUCUUCCUUCUUCGUGAAUUGGUCUUCUUCCUUCAUUCGUUCUCCUUUUGAUUUGGGGAGGUUUUGUCGAGGCGUGGUGAAUCAGCAUGUCUGAGGAGGUCUUGAUGCACCUCUCUUCGAAUUCGAACCAGUCGGAUCCCUCCCUGACCUCCAAGCUUGCUAAGCUUGAGGCCAGGAUGGCUGGAAAGGCCGCGAGCUCGGUGCAGACGUCAUGGCCCUCAGUUUCCUCCGCUCCGAAAGCCGAAGGUGCCGAUGAUGCCCCAGAGACUUCUCCGUCGAGCGACUCGGAUGACGAUGUAUCUGUUAUCGUUGAGGAUUUUUUGAUACAACCAAAUAUAAAUAAGAGGCCAAGAUUCCAAGAGGAGGAGCAAGUAACUGGCGUUCAACAAGCAGAGGCCACCGAUGGGAGGGCGAGGAUGUUAGAGGCUAUGGAUUUACAAAUUAGUUCAAAUGAUGGAAGCAGGAAAAGGAGUACUCGAGGCAGAGGACGUUCAGUAACAGGGAGGGGGCGCGGUCCGAAGGCUUGUGAUCAGUCACGUCCACAGGCUUCUGUCUCUUCAAUGUCAUUAUCGAAUGGUCAUUUCGAAACCUCAUCACAUAAAAUCGGAUCAGAAUCAUCGGAUUCAUUGUUACUUCAAACAAAAAUAAAUCCGUCAACAUACAAUCAGGAGGGCUGGUUAAAAGAGAGGGCUUCUGUGCAGGAAGAGAUAACAUUGUUGAAAGGAAAGGUUGCAUCUUUGGAAGAAGAACUCUCUAAAUCUCGACAUGAAGUAGCAGAUCAUCAAGCUUUGUUGCGCCAAUUGGAAAAGGAGUUGAGAGACCUUAAGGACCAAGAGCAACAAAUGAAGCCCAAGCGGAUGAAGGUGUUGUCGGAUCUUUUGAUUUCAGUUGCAAAAGCAGAAAGGCAAGAGUCAAGAAUGAAGAUUCGUCAGGAUUCUCUGAGGCUUGGUAAUGUGGGGGUGAUUAGGGCUGGAACAAUUAUAUCUGAGACAUGGGAGGAUGGCCAAACACUUAAGGACAUACAAAGUCAACUUAGGAAUUUGUGGGAUGCAAAGGAGGUCAUUGAGAGGCACAGGAAAUCGUUGAAAAAGCGUCAAUCUGAUAAAAGUGAUGGCAGUGAUCAUGAAUCUGGGAUACCAGAAGAAGACUUUCUCAUUCAGGAUGAAAUUUGUAAAUCACGACUAUUAAGCAUUAAACGUGAAGAAGAACUGUUGCUGAAGGAGAAAGAUCGUUAUGAACUUGAGAAGGGAAGGCAUAUACGGGAGCUGAAGCGCAUAAGAGAUGAGGAUGGAUCACGUUUCAAUAAUUUCCAGAUUUUGAAUCAUCGCUAUGCCCUUUUAAAUCUUCUUGGAAAGGGUGGAUUUAGUGAGGUUUACAAGGCUUAUGACUUGCUGGAGUAUAGAUAUGUGGCUUGUAAGCUGCAUGGACUGAAUGCACAGUGGAGUGAAGAAAAGAAGCAAAGUUAUAUACGACAUGCAAUUAGAGAAUACAAUAUUCACAAGAGUCUUGUUCACCAGCAUAUAGUGCGGUUGUGGGACACCUUUGAAAUUGAUCACAACACUUUCUGCACCGUUUUAGAAUGUUGCAGUGGUAAAGAUCUUGAUGCAGUCCUCAAGACAACACCAAUAUUGCCAGAGAAAGAGGCCAGAAUCAUAAUUGCUCAGAUAUUUCAAGGGCUUGUAUACUUGAACAGGAGGACACAAAAGAUCAUUCACUAUGAUUUGAAACCUGGGAAUGUUCUUUUUGACGAGGUCGGUGUUGCAAAAGUGACUGACUUUGGUCUAAGCAAGGUAGUGGAUGAUGAUGUGGGAUCCCAGGGGAUGGAACUUACUUCCCAAGGAGCUGGCACAUAUUGGUAUCUGCCUCCAGAGUGCUUCGAGCUUAACAGGACACCUCUUAUUUCAUCAAAGGUUGAUGUUUGGUCGGCUGGUGUACUUCUUUUCCAAAUGCUAUUUGGUAAACGUCCAUUUGGGCAUGAUCAAACUCAAGAGCGGAUUCUUCGUGAAGAUACUAUUAUCAGAGCUCGCAAAGUGGAAUUUCCACCAAAACCCACUGUCUCAAAUGAGGCAAAAGAUUUUAUAAGGCGUUGCUUGACUUAUAACCAAGCUGAAAGGCCUGACGUAUUGACUGUAGCUCAAGAUCCGUACCUGUCAUAUGCAAAAAAAUGACCAGAAUCUUUUCACUGUAAAGAAAAGGUUGUCCUACCUGAAUGUAAAGAUGCGAUGAAUUUUCUGAUGGCCUGAAGAGCAUUCAUUGGUCAACGUUUCGGAUGUUCAGAGAAGUGGUACAGCAACUUCUGUCUUCACAGUAAAAUUUGGAGAUGAAGAUAUCAAUCACCGGAUCUCCCUCGCUCUCUCUCUGUGCGACGCAGCACCUUCAUGUUGAGAGAAAAAUAGACCUGUUUAUAGGUUUUGGUACUAAUUUCUUUCAUUUUUAUGGUUGUAAGCCCAUAAUAGCAUGUUAGACGGCGUCAAUCAAGCCGAUUAAAGCUGUCUUAGUGUCUGUCAUUUUAUUGUCUGUAAUCUAAAGAUAUCUAAAUCUAAGGGCUUUACUUCUUUCCU